GAUUGCAGCGUCGACAAGCUCAACAAUGAUGGUGAACAAUGCAGUGUUUAGUUGGACGGUGGUGGCACAAUUAAUCACCACUGUGGCCACCGCAACUGAACAUACCAACCACACCGUUGGUGGCGACGCCGGCUGGUUCUUUGACUUCGCCACCAACACCUCUGCUACCAGUUACACUUCCUGAGUCACAAAUCAAACAUUCAAUCUUGGACACUAUCUCAGACCAACACAAACCAAAUCGUGAUCCAAACUUUCAACAAGACUACUUUCCAAAGCUGCUCAAUGGACGAUGAAUCCGACGAUGAUACAUUCCAGUACAAUGGAGGCAGCGUAGCAUUCGAUGAAUCGCAGACCAUCGCGAUGCCAUUAACUGAAAAAGGCUCCAACUACUUCUUCUCCGACACAAAUGAUGGCAUCCAGUGCCAAAAUGGCCUAGCAUUUGGGAACUCCGUCAAUCAUGGCCUCGAAUUGCUUCCCAACCUUAACCAGCCGUCUCCUCUGCUCACAUUGAAUCGCCUAGACUCGAUGCCCAAUCGCCGUCGAUUACAAUUGUAGCUGGUUCGCUGUCGCUGCAAAAUGGCGUGUUGAGCCUUGAAUAUACUCAAAUGGUGGUCCAUUGUCGAGAAUUGGAGGAAGAUGCCAUGGAAUCAGCUUCCCCUAACCCAGAUUUGAAGGAUAAAGGAAGACCUAACCCAUGUUUUCAGGAGAAAGGGGAAGGAAGGGGAAAGACACAAAUAAAAUUUGGGAUUUUUU
Molecule: messenger RNA, 753 nt
Organism: Rubroshorea leprosula
Lineage: Eukaryota; Viridiplantae; Streptophyta; Magnoliopsida; Malvales; Dipterocarpaceae
Source: the annotation of a GenBank genome assembly